ACGUUCCAACCUUCUUCCUUGCGAACAUGAACAGAGCCUGGAAAGCGCUGAUUCCACCGCCAUAUGUCAACGUCGUAUUACGUCGUAGUCUUGUAUCGCAAUCCUCACUGACUCCAGUGUAUCAUGGUCCGUUGAAGAAGACGUUGGUAUUGCUCAAGAGAGUGUCCGCAACAACCUUUGGACUCAGUGCGGUAGCUUCACCCCUAUUGGCUUUUGCUGAAUAUGCAAACUUGGCAGUUGUUGGCACUAUGAUGGGAGCAGCUCUAGUCACAAGUGGACUAUCUACCGUGCUUGUUCAAUACUGUGUAAAUCCCUACGUCAGUCGGCUUCUCAUUCCAGACUCUUCUACAUCCUUUUCCAGCCGUACUAUCAUUCUAGAAACUCUGACCUUCUUUGGAAAUACCCGUCAGACCGCAGUUGACCUGUCUGACAUUAUGCCUGCCUCCGACCGCCCUUUUGCCACAUGGAAAGUACGGAAUGACGCGCAAACAAGUGACGACGGAGAUGCCCGGUUAUUGGAGUUGAUUGGUGGGCGACGUAAGUUCGGAUUGAAACGACGAAGAUUUUAUGUGCAUCCCGAGCUCGAUGAGGGAUUUUCUGAGCAGAUGACCCAGGUAAUGCGGACCGUAAACGCAGCUGGACGAGCUGGACCACAACAGCCGCAACCCCAGUCCAAGGCAGGCGGGAAAGCUUGGGAUGAUAUAGUUAAAGAUUUACGGAAGGAGAAUAGAGCAUAGUAGAAUACGUUUUAGAACUGCUACUCUACGCUGUCGUCUAGAUCGCUAGUGAUCGAUAAUUGCUUUGUAUUUAUUUGACCAAUUGCAGGACCACAGUCUAUCUUUGUUGCAAA
This is a messenger RNA of Spizellomyces punctatus DAOM BR117, 850 nucleotides long. RefSeq lists its product as uncharacterized. NCBI's taxonomy places the organism in Eukaryota, Fungi, Chytridiomycota, Chytridiomycetes, Spizellomycetales, Spizellomycetaceae. The record is from RefSeq and is a predicted model, not a curated record. The coding region runs from base 27 to 737 and encodes 236 amino acids. Gene Ontology annotation, biological process: mitochondrial proton-transporting ATP synthase complex assembly. The transcript is spliced from 3 exons. Gene Ontology annotation, cellular component: mitochondrial membrane.